GAGUGUCUCCAUAAAGACCUAACCUAUCCAGUUCAUCAAAGCUUGAGAGAAGAGUAAGAGGCGAAGAUGUCGGAGCGCAAAGUCUUAAACAAAUACUACCCGCCGGACUUUGACCCGUCAAAGAUCCCCAAACUCAAGCUGCCUAAGGAUCGGCAAUACGUGGUGCGGCUCAUGGCGCCCUUCAACAUGAGGUGUAAGACCUGCGGGGAGUACAUUUACAAGGGGAAGAAGUUCAAUGCCCGCAAGGAGACGGUGCAGAACGAGGUGUACCUGGGCCUGCCCAUCUUCCGCUUCUACAUCAAGUGCACGCGCUGCCUGGCCGAGAUCACCUUCAAGACAGACCCAGAAAACACAGACUAUACCAUGGAGCACGGCGCCACGCGCAACUUCCAGGCAGAGAAGCUCCUAGAGGAGGAGGAGAAGCGCGUGCAGAAGGAGAGAGAGGAUGAGGAGCUGAACAACCCCAUGAAGGUGCUGGAGAACCGUACAAAGGAUUCAAAGCUAGAGAUGGAGGUGCUGGAGAACCUACAGGAGCUGAAGGACCUGAACCAGCGGCAGGCACAUGUAGACUUUGAGGCCAUGCUGAGACAGCACCGGCUAUCCGAAGAGGAGCGCCAGCGGCAGCAGCAGGAGGAGGAUGAGCGGGAGACCGCGGCCUUGCUGGAGGAAGCUCGGAGAGGCCGGCUGCUGGAGGACUCAGACUCAGAGGAUGAGGCUGCUCCUGCCCCACCCCGGCCGGCCAUCAGGCCCAACCCUACUGCCAUCCUGGAUGAGGCCCCAAAGACCAAGAGGAAGGCAGAAGGCAUGGGCGGCAGGACCCAGUUGGCGGGUUUGGUCGUGGUGAAGAAGACAAAGACACAAGCGAAUGGUGCCACAGGGCAGGGCCAGGCACGCAACCCAGGUGCCUCAGAAAGCAAGAAGUCAGCUGACCCUGUGCCCCAGACGCCUGCUGCCUCCUCCCUGAGCCAGCUCGGUGCCUAUGGGGAUAGUGAUGACAGUGACAGCACCAACUGAGCCCCACCCAGGCCAAGGGGCAUCAGAGGUCCAGGUUUAGCCACACUGGAAGGCAGAGGAGUUGGUGGUCAAGGCAAGUGGCCUUGAUACCAGCCAGAACCACACUGUGCCAUUGUGAGGCCAGAGGCCAGCAGUGGUCUCAGGGGUCUUGGCUUCUCUCUGUCCCCCCAGCAAGCAGCCUGCAGCCCCUCAGGGCCCAACUCGUCCUUUCCAUCUGGCAGGGUGUCAAGGGCCAUGACAUCUGUCGUCUUCCAGUGGACCUGAGAUCUAGACCAUGUUUUGGGGACGGGGCACUGCCCUCCUGGGUCACCUCCACGCCUCCCUUAUGAAACUGUCUAAGCAGUAAAAGGGCACUGCCCAUCAGCCUUGCCUUCUCUGCAGUGAGGUCUUGCUAGCAGGAUUCUCGUCACCUCCGGGGCUUCAGAACUCAGCACUGUGUCACUCAGGCCAGAGUUCAGCAGUUGCACUGCUGUUUUCUGUUACUGCAGCAAGAUGCCUGAGGUUGGUCCUUCAUGAAGAAAAAAGGGUUGCUUAGCUCACUUUUAGAGACUCAAGGCCAAGCAUCCCCUUGGCUCUGGCAAGGACCCCUUUCAUCAUGUCACAUAGCGAUGACAUCAUGGUGCAUGUGGGUACAAGAGGAGGGGUCACAGGUGAGACAGGAAGCUGGAGCCUGGGAGGGGGCUGCAUCUGCUUUUUUGUAACAACCCAUUGGGAAAAUCUGGUGUCCCACGAGAACGAUGUUAGUCUUUUUCAAGGGUAGCGUCCUCCAGAACCCAGUCACCUCCCAUGAGAGACCCCACUUAAACAUCCCAUCCUCCCAGCAUGCCACACUGGGGCCAAGCUCCCCACCCUUGGGGACACUCCAGCUGAUCCUGGGGCAUUGGUUGUGUCCCCUGUUGACUAGCAGCUAGGCACAAUGUUGGGACAAGCCUCAGGAGUGUUUGCUCGCGAAUCUGGGCAAGUUUCUUCCCAGGACAGACCAGGACAGAACUUCCGGAUGAAGGAGGCUCCAGUUGAAGAACCUGCAUGAGGCAGAGUGGGGUGUGGUUGGUGGCGAGUGCUCGUGCGGAAGGUCCUAGGUUUGUCCUCAGGACUGCAAAACAUAACAACAACAAAUAAAAGGUGGGUGCCUCAUCUGAAGGCCCCACGGGAGGACCAGCUUCCACACUUAGAAUUCAGUUGUUCCUGGGCUCCUGGCCCAGGCCACCCUCUGUUCCUUGCCCACAAGGGUGUUGCCAAAGCU
This is a messenger RNA of Castor canadensis (American beaver), 2257 nucleotides long. It is a transcript of the gene Yju2, whose product is annotated as YJU2 splicing factor homolog. Gene Ontology annotation, biological process: mRNA splicing, via spliceosome. Gene Ontology annotation, cellular component: U2-type catalytic step 1 spliceosome. Lineage: Eukaryota; Metazoa; Chordata; Mammalia; Rodentia; Castoridae. The record is from RefSeq and is a predicted model, not a curated record.